Exaiptasia diaphana is the source of this 1250-nucleotide messenger RNA. RefSeq lists its product as uncharacterized. The record is from RefSeq and is a predicted model, not a curated record. NCBI's taxonomy places the organism in Eukaryota, Metazoa, Cnidaria, Anthozoa, Actiniaria, Aiptasiidae. The transcript is spliced from 4 exons. Gene Ontology annotation, cellular component: cytoplasm. Bases 149 to 1201 code for a protein of 350 amino acids.
GUUGGUACUCAGGUCCCAAGUUCUGCCCAAWAUUGAAAAGCAACAAGAGACUCAAGAUAAAGAGGCUUCUGAAAAAUUUGGCUCUSUCGAUGAUUGGUGUGAUGAUGCAGAAGACUGGGGAGACAAUGAAGAGAGAUUUGAACCUGCAAUGGAAGACCUAGAAUCUCAAACYAGUAAACUCACCCUAAAUCCAUACAAUGACAAUGCUGAAAAACAACCGCAAGUGAUUUCAAAGAWCCCCAUUCCCCCACAAUACACUUCACCUUGCUUUAYUYCAUACUAUAUCAAUGUCUUUGAAGAUGAAACCAGCCACAAAMAAUCCUCAAAAAUACACUUAACUGCACAUGAAAAGAACUUGAUUCAAGAAUAUCAACAGAAAGAGGGUAAAGAAUUAAAAGAUAUUAUUUCAACAAGURCAAGUACAAAGGGACAGAGUUCAGAGAGCUAUGAAAGGACAAAUGUUUCUCAUGGUGACUAUGGAUUUCAUAAAUUCCUAAAAUGUGUGCAAUCAUGYCCUCAACAAUGCAUAAGAUAUCAUUGGAAGGGUAUGCCAUUGUUAAURUCCAAUACAAAWCCACUGGACGUCAUGUCAGCUGUYCCKCSCUGUCAAUACUGUGGAGRAGAUAGAGUWUAUGAAKUACAACUUAUGCCAGCAUUGGUACCAUURCUUAAAAGUAGAGAACACAACCUMRAGUCUCCWAGCAACCUUACAARGRAAGUAAAUAGAAAUGCCUUAUUUGGUAGCAAUGAUACAAGCAGUCCUURUUUGGGUAAAAAUUGUGGUUCCUCAUUGGUUGACAAAAGCAAUGAUGGUAGUGACAAUACGAGAUCAACUCCWAAUAUGGACUCAACUGACCAAUUCUCAUUGGCUGCUGACAACAAUAGWGRAACAAAGGACACAGAUACCCAAUCCUCAUUGGUUCACAAAGAAAAAGAAGACCAUAUAUGGGAAAAGGAUUCUACCAAUGRGCAAGGAACAGUGAUUUCUGAGAGUCCAAGUGAAGGGUUAAUGGAUGUCACACAGUUUAAACAUAAUGUUUAUAACAGUSAGAAAGCUAGAAUAGAGUUUGGGACUGUAAUUGUAUUCUCAUGURRUCAAAGCUGCUGGRAAAGUGAGGRAARUUCAUUGAGGCAGGAGUUUGUUAUGGUUCAAGCUGAUCCUGAUGAAGRUCUUUUUAACAAGAAACUKGGAGSUUAUUGACAACUGAUUAUUUUUGGGCAUGUAUCCAGGGGGGUGCGUGCCACUCCUU